GUGACCGGAGUUCCUCUUCCGCUGUCAGGCUGCUGUCACACGGCGACAAUGUUAUCCCAUUCCCGGUGUCUCACCAGGAAUUUUGGCCGUUCCCUGUCUGCCAUCCGCCAGGGGAAUAAUGUGUUGGCUCGUCGUUCCACGGCAGUUCUGUCAGCUAGCCAUCCUAUCACUUUACACAACAAUGUAAAAUACAAUCCCCGAUCCAAUGUCUUCCAAAUACAAUACUUCAGGACAUCUGUAGCCUACAGAGAUGAAGUUAUCACAGUCAAUACUCCUGCAUUUGCAGAGUCUGUCACAGAGGGGGAUGUGAGGUGGGAGAAAGCUGUGGGAGACGCUGUUUCUGAGGAUGAGGUGGUGUGUGAAAUUGAAACGGACAAGACAUCAGUACAGGUUCCCUCUCCUGCUGCUGGAGUCAUUGAGGAACUUUUGGUUCCAGAUGGGGGGAAGGUUGAAGGAGGGACACCACUUUUCAAGCUUAAAAAAGGAGCCAGUGCUCCCAAAGCUGCAGAAGCUCCAAAAGCUGAGGCCCCAGCUGCUGCAGCCCCUCCACCACCUUCUGAUGCUCCAACUCCUCCCCCCGCUUCAGCUGUAGGCCCCAUUCCCACCACCAUGCCCCCUGUGCCACCUGUGCCAGCACAUGCUAUGGACACCAAACCAGUUUCUGCCAUCAAGCCCACUGCUGCACCAACUAUGCCAGCUGCCCACGCAGAAGGAGGUGUUAAAACUGCGAGGACGGAGAGCAGGGUUAAGAUGAACCGCAUGAGACUAAGAAUUGCCCAGAGACUGAAAGAAGCCCAAAACACCUGCGCUAUGCUCACUACGUUUAAUGAGGUCGAUAUGAGCAACAUCUCAGAGAUGAGGAAGGCUUACAAAGAUGACUUUCUGAAAAGGCACAACACCAAGCUGGGCUUCAUGUCUGCAUUUGUCAAGGCUGCUGCUCAUGCACUCACCGACCAACCUGCUGUCAAUGCCGUGAUUGACGACACAACCAAAGAAAUAGUGUACAGGGACUAUGUUGACAUCAGUGUGGCUGUAGCUACACCGAAGGGUUUGGUGGUUCCUGUAAUCCGAAAUGUAGAGGGAAUGAACUUUGCUGACAUUGAGAAGGCCAUCAAUUUGUUGGGAGAAAAGGCCCGUAAGAAUGAGCUGGCUGUUGAAGACAUGGAUGGAGGCACCUUCACCAUCAGUAAUGGUGGUGUGUUCGGGUCCUUGUUUGGCACACCUAUAAUUAACCCACCACAGUCCGCUAUUUUAGGCAUGCAUGGCAUCUUUGACCGACCUGUUGCUGUCGGUGGCAAGGUGGAGAUCCGUCCCAUGAUGUAUGUUGCUCUGACAUAUGAUCAUCGUCUGAUCGAUGGAAGAGAGGCCGUCACUUUCCUGCGCAAGAUCAAGUCAGUGGUGGAGGACCCCAGGGUGCUGCUCCUUGACAUGUGAACCAUUCAUCAUCAACUCCCGAGCCCAACCAAACCACUUCCCACACCAAAAGAGGCUGUACACACUUGAUGAACAUUACUAUACCUACAGUUAAUGUAUUCUUGUAUUGGUUAAGUAGGAAAAAAGCGAUUUUGUGGUUAAAAGUUGGGUUGUGCAAUGGACAUUUGUCAGACUGGCAGGGAUAAAAGGUUUGGUGCUGUUCUGGAGGAAAAUUAGGCUCUGGGGUUCCUGGUGCUGGUCUCUAGAUCAAAAAAAGAAAUCUUAACUUCUUUGCCAUAUGUCAUUUUCUACAUAAUAUAUGAAAAAAAAUCACUUCUUGUGAGAUGACAGGCAAGUACAGUUUAAACUUCACAGUUUUAUUAUUUUGGUUGAGAGAAGAACAACGCAAACACGUCUGGCUAAACAAACAAACACUAUGUUUUAACGUUUCCAAAAUGAAGUUCUCAGAGAUUUUACGCCAUCUAGUCCAUGGAAUUUGAGGAAAAACUUACUUUUUGCUGUGCGAGAUCGAAUAUUUAAGGGAAAAAAGGCAAGUUUUAAACAAUAAAAUCUUCAUUACCCACACUUAUUAUUUGUUCGGAUGUUUUUAAAGCUCUUAUUAGUUUGUGUAUGUAGAAAAAAAAAAGUGUUAAGUUUAAAAGAUGGCUGAAAUGAAUUCACAAGUAAUGCUUUAUCAUUAUAAAACCAAUGCAAACUUAAGGCGGCCUAGAGGUUUUCUUUUAUUUUGAUUUGUAUCUAUGACGAUGACGCAAAGGUUUAGCCAAUAUUUACCAUGACACUUGUUCAUCAGUAAAGCCAAAGUUAAAUAAAAUGAUUUUGGUGGUCCUUUAAA
Molecule: messenger RNA, 2266 nt
Organism: Nematolebias whitei (Rio pearlfish)
Lineage: Eukaryota; Metazoa; Chordata; Actinopteri; Cyprinodontiformes; Rivulidae
Gene: dlst
Product: dihydrolipoamide S-succinyltransferase
Exons: 15
Coding region: 49-1434 (461 amino acids)
Biological process (GO): tricarboxylic acid cycle
Cellular component (GO): oxoglutarate dehydrogenase complex
Molecular function (GO): dihydrolipoyllysine-residue succinyltransferase activity
Source: RefSeq, a predicted model, not a curated record